GCUUGAAGAUGGUAACCAUCUCUACUAUAAAAUCUUCAUCUACAUUGCUAUGGACUCCACAUUCAAAGGAGCUUCAAGUCUACAGUCAUUUGGAGAGUCAUCAUCUAACAAGAACUUCUGGUCCUCGGCUCAGCUUGUCUUGGAUGUCCCUCAUGCCGAUUCACCAGUCGUCCUACGCAAGAAGGAGCCUGGGAAGAGGAGUCAGCUAUGGCGCAUGACGUCGACCGGUCUGCUUCAGAACGAAGCAUUUGCUGCCCCCAGGGAUCCCGGUCAGAGGAGGAGCAGUCUGACUAAGAAUGGUCUGGUCCUGGACAUCAGCAAUGGUCAGUUCACGUCCAGAGAUGAGAUGAUCUUGAAGCUAAGAAGACCAGAUGAGGCGAGACAGAACACACAGACGUGGUACUUUGGCAAGGAUGGGCGACUGAGGUGUCAAGACAGUAAUUAUGUCGUUCAGCCAAAGUUUGGUCUACUCAGCCUCAAGGAAGGGAGUGAGCUAAUCCUGAUAGCCGGUGGCAGACUGGAUGUUUCGCAGGAUGAGAUACCUCUAGAGCAGGUCAUCACCAGACAGAAGAACCUUCCAGGAUCAGGCAACCUCGCUGUCCAGGUCGUAGCGGAUGGACCAACAAGAGUCCUCUACAUCAGUGACAACAUUCAGCAGUCUGCACCCCAGAAACCAGCCAGCGUCAUCCCAGGCUCUUCCGUAGAUGAGUUUGAGAUGGUAGAGGUCAAAGCUCGGAUGUCAAAGGUCACAGCAGAGAGCCAGAAUCAACAGGGCAGCACUUCCAAGAAGGGCAAAGAGCUAGAGAUUGCCCUAUGGUUGAAGGAAGGUGUUGGCCUGUCUCUGGUUAACAGAGCUCCUGAGGAGUUGGCUUAUAUUACCCUGUCUGGCAUUGAUGUCCAUUACAUACAGACAAGCAAGGAGGUCGAUCUCAAUGCUAGCGUCUGUAAAAUUCAGAUUGACAACCAGCUUGCUCAAGCCCAGAAGCCAGUCAUGUUAUUUGCAUCAGACAAAGAAGGUCGGCCAGCUCUCAGCCUAGUAGCUACCAAGCAGCUAGGGGGUUCCCCGACAGUGGAAAUCUACAAGAGAUUGGUCCUGACAGUCAGUAAGAUGACACUGAAUGUGGAAGAACUUCUGCUUCUCAAGCUGCUUCAAAUGAGUGGAUUCUCUCAACCAGAUAUCACCACGGAAACGACAGAUGAGACGCACUAUGAUACCAUCAGUCCCAGAGACAACAACCAGCCUACGAAGCGGUUCUUCUUUGAGACCCUGAAGAUCCACGCCAAGGACUUCCGUCUCAGCAUGUACACCUCUACCAAGAUCCCCAAAGACCUCAAUCAACUCAAGACAAGCAUGAGGCUCUUCUUGAUCCAGUUUGAAGAAGCCCCGGUCUCCUUGGAUCCCUUCACGAGACAACAUCCCUUUGAGACGCAGGAGUUUCUCUUGGAGUCUGUCGCCAAACACUACACAGAGGAGCUAAAGAGUCAAGCAGUGAAGAUUUUAGGUUCAGUGGACUUCUUGGGUAACCCCAUCGGUCUGCUCCAGGACUUUAAGGAUGGUCUCAAGGAACUGGUCUUAGAAGGGAGUGUGACGGGUCUGGUCAAGAAUGUGACCCAUGGCAUGUCAAACACAGCUGCAAAGGUGACUGGAACCAUCUCUGACGGGAUCGGGACGGCAACCUUUGACAACCGUCAUCAGGAGAUGAGGAGCGUGAUCCGAGAGACGCACGGGGGAACCAGCUCCGGUCAUCUGUCAGCAGGGGUCAAGGGGUUUGCGUUUGGAGUGGUCGGUGGACUGACCAGUAUGUUCACUCAGACCUACAAAGGAGCUUCAGAGGAUGGGGUGGAGGGACUGAUGAAGGGGAUAGGGCGUGGCAUCAUGGGUACCGUCACCAAACCAGCUGCCGGUCUCUUUGACCUCGCCUCGGGUACCAUGAAUGCCAUCCGUAGCUCCACCACCAGCGAGAGCCACCUGAUGCCCCCUAGAGUCAGACCACCACGGUGCUGUAGGAGUCCCUCAGGGGUGCUUGCUAGGUACUCAUUACACGACUCCAGGGGCAUGGAGUUUGUCAGUGUGCUCUGUGAUGGCACCAGUGGAGAAAGAUACUUCAUGAUGGACGAGUUACGGAACCACCCAUCGGACGGCAUGCAAGUCCUGAUCACCAGUGAAUGCACCUACUUCUUGUCCGUCAUAAACCUUCAGGAACCUGUUCUAAGUGUGUUCCAUUCCGAGCUCUUCCAUGCUAAACAUAUACUACAAGCUGGGAAGCAUUACAUAGAGCUGACCAAGGUGGCUAACACAGAGGCAGGUGUAUCAGCUCCUAGUCUGGAUCUCAAAGAAAGACCCAAGGUUGGGUGUGAUAAUGAACGCAUCGCCAAGAAGGUAUCCCAACAGAUCAACUAUGCUAAGAGCUGUUAUGAGGAACUCAAGCAACAAGUCAUUAUUAAGAGCGACGAUGCCUUCCUCAAACUUCAUCUACCCUCACACAAUGAUGACUAGGUUUAAAGCUCGUCAAAUGCCCUGUGCAAUUUAUUAUUCAUGGAGAUGUGAGUUGGUCUAGCGAUAAUAUCAGUGGUACGAUCAGGGCUAUGUCUGAUAAAGAGUUGAUAUCAAUCGCAGGUUAUUUGCGGUUGAUAUCAAUCACAACUAUGUACAUAAGAGAUAGGAGACUGCAAACUUCGAUUGAUUUGGAUCGAUCGUAACUCUUUAUAAGACGGGGCCCAGCUCUCUGUCUUCGCCUACAAAUUGACACCGAUCAGACCCAAGUUUGAACAGGUGUGUGACUCAUCUCCUCAAAUUCCUAUGUAAUGACCCUAUUUAGGUGGCAAGUACUUUUGCUAUGUGGAGAUUGCAAUUUUUCCAGCUCUACCGGUAUAUGCCUGUCAUUUGAAAUGUGACCCUUUGCGACCCCUUGGACAGAGUCGUUUUAAUAAGAUGCACAGUUAUUAUAUCUUCCACUCAUUUUCUCCCUUUUCCAUUUUUUAUGUAUAAAUAAUGAGAUCUUGUGCUUUAAGAAGUAGCGAUGUAUUCUCCCAUUAGGCACAUUGUUUUACUUUAAAAUGUUACUUAAUAUCAUUUUGCAAUUAUAUGAACUAUAGGUAUUCUAAAAUCGGUUUGUUACUUCAUCCUGAUAUGUAGGCUUGAAUCAGCCACACUGGUAGCAGCAUGAUUUGUUUUGUGAUUACUCAGAGCAAAGCUAUACAAGGUCUACGCAAAUGCAAGAUAAUUAAAGCAUGCCGUUUGCUUAUAUAUAUUAGUAUAUGUAUAUCUGGGAGUUCAUAUAUUAUUUUUUUUUAAAGAGAAACUAAACUGAUUUUUGCAUAUUCAAGCUUUUCAUAUUUCAUAACCUAAUCUAAAUAACACAAUUAACAGUAUAAAGCAAAUGCAGAUCUGCCAUGAAAUUUACAAAUCAUCUAUUCAGAAUGAGAAGGGUUUAACUCCCUGCCAUCUGUUGAUACUAUAGGAGUUAAUACCCUUCUACCUCCAAACAGACUGUAUUAACACAAAAUAAGCAAUAUCUUUCUGUAACCAAGAGAGUUCUAUGGAAUUAUUUUGCUUUGUUAAUCCAUCAGUUUAGAUCUUUUGUUUCAGGACAACAAAAUUAAAAUUGUCUGUGUUUAUGACAUAUAUGUAUUACAUUUUUCCCCCUAUGAAUUCAAUACACUUUGAUACUGCCGAAUCGCUUCUUUAGUCAGCUUCUUCAGCUUCUUUAGUCAAACGAUUCCUUUGAGUGAUGUCUUGAAGUGCAAUUUUUCGCAAGUUUUUAGUGAUUUUCUCAAGUAGUGUUUAUACUCCUUCAUUAUUGUCAUCCUCUUGUUUAGUAUAAUAUCAAUAAGGUGUAUUAUUUGUCCAAAAUGAUUUCAUUUUUAUGUCGCUUCAAUUUUUGUAUAACUGACUCCCUGAUUUUAACACUAGAGCAAUAUUAUUUAUGAUUUUAUAACUCAUUGUAAAUGGCAUUUUGUUUUAUUCUUCAUUCUUCACAAGUGUAUUUAUACCAAUUUAUCAUCAAUUGUAUUGAUUUUGAAAGCAAGCAUUUAAAAAUCAUUUAUAUAGCUAGCAAUUAGUCUGUAGAUAUGAGACGUGAGAUAGAUCCUUAGGACAUCACAUAGAUGAUAAUUUUACAUGUACUUGACAAAGAUGUUUGAGUAGAUCUUAGAUAGUUUAUAAAAUCAUUAAUAUUCUUCACCCUAGUGCAAAAAAAACAACAGAUAUAGACAUAGGUUUUGCAAACAUGGAUGAAAUUAGAAUGAAUAUUGUAUGCUUUCAUGAUCUGGAGUGUAAGAUUGUUUUAGCACUUAAGUGAAUGCACUCUUGCCUGAUGUUUUGUACACGGAUGUAAUUAGAUUGAGGUCACAUUUUAAAUGUUAUUAUGUUAGCCAUUGAUUAUUUGUAAUAUGGAAUAAGGGAUAUAGUCGUUAAAGAGAUAGUUGUUAUAGUCAUAUGACAUGUUACUAGUAGUAUUAGAAUAGUAGGCAUUGAGUAAGGUAGAAGUUGUAGAAACAUUAUAGAUAUUUGAGACAUUGGUCCAUAUAUUUUAUAGAGGUGUUGUGGUCUAGUGGAUAUGUCAUCGGACUAUGGAUCACAUGGUUCAUGGUUCGAGUCUAGUCGCAGCACUAAUGUCCUUUGGCAAGACAUUAAUCUACAUUUGCCACUCUCCAUCCAGGUGAAGUAAAUGGACACCCGGUAGAAAGAAAUUCCUUGAAUGCAUUAGCACUUUAUUAUGGCAGAUCAGCUACAGCUGGGGUUAUAAUAUGAAACUUUGUAUUAAGCACAGUAGUAGCUGCACUAUUGUAAAUGGAUGUUUCAUUAUUAUAUUUUAUUCACAGUUAAACCCAACACUGUGUUAAAGCUUGGCCAUAAGUGGAGUUUAACAAGAGAAGUUAGACUAAGGUCUCUUCUCGUCUAAGUUUGACCUUUGUUUGGCUUGACUGUAAUCCUCUUGUUGGGUCUAACUGAACCAUUAUAAGUUUGACCACGGGGAAUGUUUAUUCAUAUAGACUUUGGAUACAUGUGUACUGAUGUUGUGGAGUUUACAGUAUGCAGUUUUUUUUAUAGAAAUCUUAAGCUUACAUUAUAUUGUAGCUUUGAGGGGAUAAUUGUUUUAUAAUAUCCUGCUUUAUCAUGGAAUCUGAUUAACUGAAAUGUGUGGUUACUUGCUGUGUGAUUUCAUUGUACUUGUAUUGUAAUGAACUUGCAAUGAAAGUGAUUUUAUAUAGUUAUUGGCAUUAUGCCACUCUAAUAUUCUGAGAAUGGGAAAUAACUCAUCGUUUGUCAUGCAAGUAUGAAUUUUUGUGAAGUGCAGAAUAUUUUACGGAAAGUUUGGAACAAUAUUUGUGCUACUUGGUGAUAACAGUUGUGUGAUAAAUGAUUCCUUGUGUCAAAAGAAAUGUAUAAACUGAAUAGAAAUGUUCUCUAUGUAAAGCAUCUGUUUUUAUGAUAUAUGCAGAUAUAUUAUUUUUGUUCGAUUCAUUGCAGCAGUAAAUUCAUGUACCUCUGUCUGUCGUUACAAACUUUAGGAAAGAUGAAGAUUGAUUAUGAAAAGAUUUAUUUUGUAUCAUAAUGAAUGUGUACAUAGUGUAUAAUAGAACUUAAUUACAUUAAAGACUUAUGUGCUAAUGAUAUCAUA
Messenger RNA from Strongylocentrotus purpuratus (purple sea urchin), 5624 nucleotides. Its product is annotated as vacuolar protein sorting-associated protein 13D-like. Gene Ontology annotation, biological process: protein targeting to vacuole; mitochondrion organization; protein retention in Golgi apparatus. Lineage: Eukaryota; Metazoa; Echinodermata; Echinoidea; Camarodonta; Strongylocentrotidae. The transcript has 16 exons. The coding region runs from base 50 to 2497 and encodes 815 amino acids. The record is from RefSeq and is a predicted model, not a curated record. Gene Ontology annotation, cellular component: extrinsic component of membrane.